Nestor notabilis (Kea) is the source of this 1392-nucleotide messenger RNA. It is a transcript of the gene RNF25, whose product is annotated as ring finger protein 25. Gene Ontology annotation, cellular component: nucleus. The record is from RefSeq and is a predicted model, not a curated record. The annotation marks the transcript as partial. The transcript is spliced from 8 exons. Gene Ontology annotation, molecular function: ubiquitin protein ligase activity; protein binding. Gene Ontology annotation, biological process: protein ubiquitination. Lineage: Eukaryota; Metazoa; Chordata; Aves; Psittaciformes; Psittacidae.
UGGGAGCUCAGCAUCACCCUGCACCCCGCCACGGCGCAGGACCAGGACUCCCAGUACGUCCGCUUCACCCUGGGGCUCGCUGUGCCCCCGCAGUAUCCCAAUAAAGCUCCAGAAAUCUCAAUCAAGAACCCGCGGGGGCUGUCUGAUGAGCAAAUCCAAAAGGUUUUUCAAACCCUCAGAAGCGUUGCUGAAGCCAGGCUGGGGACAGAGGUGCUGUAUGAACUGAUAGAGAAGGGGAAGGAGAUUCUUACUGACAACAACAUUCCUCAUGGCCAGUGUGUGAUCUGCCUCUAUGGAUUCCAGGAGAGAGAAGCCUUCACAAAGACCCAGUGCUACCACUAUUUCCACUCCCACUGCCUGGCCCGCUAUGCCCAGCACAUGGAGGAAGAGAUCCUUAUGCAGCAGGAAGAGAGAGAGCAGCACCUGGCACUAUCCCCCAAACAGGAAGUCUGUGUGCAGUGCCCUGUGUGCCGGGAGACCUUGGUCUAUGACCUCAGUGCUCUGAAGGCAGCACCACCACCACAGCACCCGCUGGAGCCAUACAGGCCAGAUGCCAAGACACUACAGCACCAGGAAGAACUGCGCUUAAUUUUCAAGAGACAGCAAGAGAAAGGGGGCAUCAUUGACCCUGAAGCAGAGAGGAACCGUUACUUCAUCAGCCUCCAGGCGCCUCCAGCUGCUGUCAGUGCAGGCCAAGCAGGUGCUGCUCCUGAGCUGCAAGUGAGAGCAAGCACUGUGGAUGUGCCCCAGCCACCCAGCCAAGCCUCAGCUCCAGAGCCAGCCAGGGUACCAGAGACCAGGGCAGAACCCAGGCGGCCCGAGAAGCCUGCUGAGCUCAGAGAGCAACAGUGCAAGAGGGAGAGGCACAGAGGGGAGAGGCCAGGCCCCAGAGGCCGGGGCAGGCAGUCAUGCAGUGGCAUGCGGGAACCAGCAGAAGCAGCAGGUCAUCUGCUCCAUGGUUCCAGGGGGCCCAGGAGCUUCAGCCACAGACCAGAGCGGCGACCUGGUGGGAAGCACAGCCAGGAGUUAACAAAGCCUCACAGCAGAAGCAGGGCUGCUGCCUUGGCUGAAGGCAAGGAGUUGUGCCCUGAAGGCCCCACACCAGUAACAGAGGCAGUGGACUUGAAAGAGGAGCACCGUGAUGUGGAGAGGUGGACCCCAGAGGAGGGGACCGAGGCCCAGGCCAGGGAGAAGGAGAAACUGGUGUUCAACCACAUCGACCAGAGAGCAGCUCCCAGCCAGCAAGGCCACCACAGGUCCUGGGAUUGUGGAAGGUGGGAGAGGUCCAGAGCCCAGGAGCAUGGUUCCUACCCCAGAGUGCCAAGAGGACGAGGGACACUUAGGCCCAGAGGACAACAAGAAGCCCAGCUUGAGAAGGAGAGUGGCUCCUAG